GAAUAUCAAUUGUUAGUGCUCAUGACAUAAAUCCAAUGUGGAAUAAAGUAUUGAAUAUAGAUAUUUAAAAUACAUUUUUUUAUAUAUAAACUAUAUAAUUAACAGUAUUAAGAAUUUAUGCAAAAUCUCUUUGCUCACACUCAAUCCACCUUUCUCCAUCCCCUCAUCAGGUCUUAAGGCCUUCAUCGGAACUGAAUAAAAAGGCUUUUUUGCUGUCUUUCAGGACCAUUUUUCAGGUUUGGUUUAUAGCCGAAUUUUCACAUAUUUUUGUAGAUUUUGAUGAGAUUGUUCGUGCCACUUUAGAUAACUAUGAGUGGAGUAGACAAAAUGAAGAAGCUGAUGUCAGGGCAGAGGCACAUCAUAAUUGGGUGGAUGAGGUUAUCCGGUGUGAAGGUCGGGGUGGUUCAGUUAUUGGUAAUGACAAUCGCUCUAGUUGCUUGAUCAUCCAGCCACGACCAGAAAUAAAGGGUCCUUCCCUUUUAACUAGAGAAGAAAUUGAAAAACCAGAAAUAUGGGCUCAGAUAUGUAUUCAAAGAAUGGUUGAAUUAGCCAAGGAAAGCACAACUAUGCGUCGUGUGUUGGAUCCAAUUUUUGUCUACUUUGAUUCUAGACAACAUUGGGCUUCUCAGAAAGGGUUAGCAAUGAUAAUUUUAUCAAGGAUGGCCUACUUCAUGGAGAACUCAGGGAAUCAGCGCUUAAUUCUAGCUUCUGUGAUACAUCAUCUGGACCACAAAAAUGUCAUGAAUGAUCCUCAACUUAAGACCUGUGUUAUUCAGGUUGCCACAUCUUUGGCUAUGCAAAUUAUAUCUGAGAGUGGCUUGGCAGAGAUUGGUUUUGUUGGUGUCCUUUGCAGACAUCUUAGGAAAAGCCUUCAAGCCUCUAGUGAAUUUGUUGGAGAGCAAGAAUUGAACUUAAAUAUAUCACUUCAAAAUUCCAUUGACUAUUGCUUACUAGAAAUUGCCAAUGGGGUAAUUGAUGCCCAGCCACUUUUUGACUUGAUGGCGAUAAACCUAGAAAAUAUUCCAUCCGGUGUUGUUGGUAGAGCAACCAUUGGAUCUCUGAUCAUCCUUGCUCGUGCAGUCACUUUAGCAUUAAGUCACUUAUAUUCACAGCAGGGAUUUCCUGAAUCUCUUCUUGUGCAACUCCUAAAAGUAAUGUUGCAUUCAGAUGUGGAGGCACGUGUCGGAGCACACCUUAUAUUUUCCAUUCUUCUUUUUCCAAGUUCCUUCCAUACGAAUGAGACUUCCUCUCUGCGGUCCAGAUAUCUAGGUCAACACAACAAAAGGCAUUCUCAUGCUCCAUCUGUGUCUGCAUCUGCUUCAAUUACAGCUUUACUUGAAAAGCUCCGCAGAAACAGAAACACCAAGGCAGAAAAUCAUGUGAAUAUUGUUCAUGAUCAAGAAAGGGAUAUUGUGGCAGAAGACUGGAAGCAGGGCUGUGGCUUAAAGAAUUCUCCUAACUUUUACAAACUCACUUCUAUCAUUGAUAAGGCUACAGGAUCACCAAGUUUGACUGACACAGAGCCAUAUGUUAUGAAACUAACUGAAGAUCAAAUGGCCCAGCUGCUUUCUGCCUUUUGGAUUCAAGCCAAUCUUCCUGAUAAUUUACCUUCAAAUAUUGAAGCUGUAGCUCAUUCAUUCAUAUUGACACUAAUUGUCUUACACAUAAAGAACCUGAAAGACAGAGAUAGCCUGGUGAUCCGCUUCUUCCAGUUUCCUCUGUCUCUCUGGACUAUGUUGUUGGACCAAAGCAAUGGAAUAUUGUCCCCAGCUUGUCAGAGGUCUGUCUAUGUAUUGUCUGCUGGCAUGUUGGCCUUUGCCUGCAAAAUAUAUCAGAUUCAUGAUCUAAAUGAUGUGUUUGCAUCAUUGCCAAUGUCUGAUGUUGAUCCAUUCUUGAGUAUCAGUGAUGAUUAUCGAGUAUAUGCUAAGAUCCAUGUGGAUGUGAGAGAAUAUGGUACUGCUGCUGAUAAUCAGUUAGCAUGUUCAGUAUUAUCAGAGUUACAGAACAAAAGACGUGAAUGUUAAUCGAUCAUAAGAGAUGCUAUGGUUCAUAAUUCAGCUAAUAUCACUGAGCUGGAUGCAGGUGAACUGGCUAUGCUAUUGUCAGAGAAAUUUAAGCCCGAUGAAGAGUUUGUGUUCGGUCCACAGUCAAUGCUUGAUCAGAAUCAAAUAAUUUUUCAUUCCCAGGAGUCACUGUCAUUUGAUGGGGAUUUUCCCUCAAAUUCAGCAGGUGGAGAUGACACAAUCAGUGAAGCAUCUGUCUCUGACCUUUCUCGAUUUAUUCCAAAGAUGCCUCUAUCCCCUUCGGCACCUCAU
This is a messenger RNA of Glycine soja, 2315 nucleotides long. RefSeq lists its product as uncharacterized. The transcript has 13 exons. Bases 537 to 2024 code for a protein of 495 amino acids. The record is from RefSeq and is a predicted model, not a curated record. Lineage: Eukaryota; Viridiplantae; Streptophyta; Magnoliopsida; Fabales; Fabaceae.